This is a messenger RNA of Parasteatoda tepidariorum (common house spider), 3528 nucleotides long. RefSeq lists its product as uncharacterized. The record is from RefSeq and is a predicted model, not a curated record. Lineage: Eukaryota; Metazoa; Arthropoda; Arachnida; Araneae; Theridiidae.
AGAAUGUGUUAAAGAAUGCAGAUGGAAAGUGGGUUGAGAAGGAAAUUCAAACUGAGCAAUUUCAGCACUUCAAGAACCUGAACAUAUAUAAAUGUCAACUUGAAACCAAACACACUGAUGAUGAAUGCUCGAAAAGAGAAUGUUUACAUAGAAAUUUUUUCUACGAAAACUGCGGGCAACAUCCUGUCAUUUUCAUAAGUUUUAAAGAUGUCUAAUAUCAUAGUAAUAAAUUAGAAAAAUCACUUAAUGAGUCUAUUCGAGAUACGUUUCUGCAACAUCCCUAUCUUGGAGAAGAUGCUCAAAGUCGUUUACCUCCGUCCUUCAGGAAAUUUUUUUCUCUUAGUACUGAUUUAUUUUCAUCCUCAGAAUUUUUAUCCUUAAAAUUUUUGGCAGUGUGCUUGAAAAUACAAUUUCAGAAAAAAUCCUUUGUGUUGGUAGACGAAUAUGAUGCUCUAUUCACGUGAUGCUAAGCGAUAACACAGUUGAUGAGAAGCAGGUGCAGUCUAUCAAAUAGUAUUGGAUGUGUGAUUGGCUCAGUUCUGAAAGAUAAUCCCAACAUUUCUGGUAGCGUGGUCAAUGCCUCAAUGGAAAUGAAGGGAACUCUAUCAUGCCAUGCUAACAAUAUGAUGGCCUGUACCUUUUUGGAGGAUCCUAUCUAUAAAGAUUACCUUGGAUUUACAGUGACAGAAGUGGAAGAGUUGCUCAAAAAACCUUUACUUCAGAAGUUGAAUAAGGUGGACCUUCAGGAAUUUUACGACGGUUAUAAAGUGUUAAACUUCAAUAUAAAAAUAUACAACACUUAUUCCAUUGUGAUGUACCUGAAUCAAUGGAUUAGACACAUGAAGAUGAAGCAUAAAGAAAAGGAAAGUCCAAAAAGUGAUGACUGCAAACCAAAGAAGUACUGGGUUGACCGAGGCAUUAACCUGAGUAAAGUCUUAAGGAUUACCAAAUUAUUAGAAAUGGCUGUAGUCCUUUGUGGUAGUGGAACUGCAACAGUUCAAGCAAUAGAAAACAAGAUGACAAUUUGUCAUUUAUUGAGCCUCAGAAAACUACUCAGUGAACCUGAUGAUGUUGUUCUGAAUGACGAGUUGGUUGCAUUAUUUUUCCAUUUCUUGAAAAAUUGUGGUUACUUGUGCAUUACAGAGGAGACUGCGAAUACAAUCACUUUGUCUGUACCAAACAAGGAAAUUCAAAUUUCUUUAAUCAGAGAUAUAUUUUAUUCAGGAUUGUGUGCAAAACUAUAUCGUCUGGAUCAUAAAAAAUACAUCAAUGCAUUAAAGAAACUUGACAUGGAUGCUGAAUCUACAUUUCAAGAUUUUGCAAACUCAAUUGUUAGCAUGUUCCCACAAAAAUCGUGGGCAAAAACACAGGAUGAACUCAAAGGCAUCAUGUUUGCUUUUGCAUUCAAGGAUGAUAUGUUUAGCAAAGUAGAAAGUGAAUGCCAUGUUGUACCUGAAAGACGAUUUCGAGCUGAUCUUGUCAUUAUUAAAAAAGAUGGAAUUGGUGUAACUGUGGAGAUAGCAUCUGGUAACGAUAGUGAAGAAGAGGCUUUGCAAAAAAUUUUUGAUAAGCAAUAUUUUAAAGCUCUUCCUGAUAGCAUUGAACAAAAAAUUUACAUUGGCUUGCAGUUCAAUUAUUCCAUUGGUAGCGCAAAUAUCUGUUCUAAAGUAACUUCUGGAAAAACUCCUAACACGGAGAUCACAGCAGCGAAAUUCAAUGAGUUCAAGAUUAUUCAUUGCAGUGCACGGCGAAAUGACUAGAAAACAAAAGUAUGAGAAGUGUAGGAAAAAUAAGGAAAAAAAAGUUUUUUUGUUUAAUCUUUUAAACUGACUUUAAACUUUUAAAAGAAAUUAAUAGUCUAAAUUAUUUUGUAAGGUUUUUUUGGAAUUUAUAUCUUUCCUUAAAUUAUAGAGCAAAGUCUGACACAUGUGUUACUUCAAAUUUCUCAUCAUUCUUUUUGUUGUUUCUUUAGUAAAAUUAUUUUGAUAAGAUGAUGCCAAAAAAUCUUUAUUGUUAAAAGAAAAUUUAUGCACUUCAAAGAGGGUAAACACUAUCUGGUGACCAAGUAAAGUCACAAGUAUCAAAGUAAAGUCACAAGUAUCAGAUAUUUAAGAAAAGUGAAAGGGGAAAAACAAGUUUGAUCUCUGCUUAACCUUUUUUUUCGAGGAUUUGAAAAACGAUGCCAUUAUCUAAGAUUAUGCUUCCAUCUGACACAUUGAAAUAUAGCCCUAUUUCAUGAGUUCAUCAGGAAAGAUCAUGUUCCUCAAGACUAUUGUACUUUGUUUGAAGAGUUUUUUUUUUCCUAUCCAUGUUGUAGUUUGUAAAUGUUUUUUAUAUGACUCUGAAAGAUGCUUAUGAUUUAUAAUUUAUAUAAAAAAAAUUCUUUCCUGUGAUUUAUACUUAAAUUCUUUUCGAGGAUUUGAAAACUAUGUCAUUAUCUGAGAUUAUGCUUUCAUCUAAUAUGUUGAAAAUAUUGCUCUGUUUUUUAGAGUUGAUAAGGAAAGAUCAUGUUCUUUAAGACUAAAUUAUAUUUCCUUUAAAAAGUUUUCAAAAGAGUUUUUUUUUAUGUAUAUUGUAGUUUGUAACUGUAUACAUGACUCUGGAAAAUGCUUAAGAUUUAUAAUUUUUUUAAAUUUCUUGUUAUUUGUACUGAAGUUCUUUCAGAGGAUUUUAAAACAAUGUCACUAUCUGAAAUAAUGUUUUCAUCUAACACGUUGAAAUAUUGCUCUUUUUUUAGAGUUCAUAAGGAAAUAUCAUGUUUUUUAAGAGACUAAAUUGUAUUUUCUUUAAAAAGUUCUCAAAAAGAGUUUUUUUUAUCUAUGUUGUAGUUUGUAAAUAGUUUAUAUGACUCUAGAAGAUGCUUCUGAUUUAUAAUUUAUUUGAAAAUAUCUUGCUUGUCAUUUAUACUUACUGUCUUCGAGGAUUUGAAAACUAUACCAUUAUCUGAGAUUAUGUUUUCAUUUAACACGUUGAAAUAUUGCCCUGUUUUUUAGAGUUCAUAAGGAAAGAUCACGUUCUUUAAGAAUAAUUGUAUUUUCUUUGAAGAGAUUUCAAGAUAAGUAUUUUUUUUUUAUCUAUGUAGCAGUUUGUAAAUAUUUGACAUGAUUGACAAAGCAACUGAAACGAAUAUGUUUUGUUACUUUCAGUUGCUUUGUUACUAAAAAGAACAUUUGCUUAGGUUUUUAUUCUACAUUUUUCGUGAAUUAACAAAACAAGGCUAUUUCCUGACAUUAUGCUUCCAAUUACAUUGGAAAUUGCUCUAUUACAUUUCAAAACUAAUUACUGAAUUCAAAAUUUUUUUUAUUCCAUUGUUCGAAUAAGAGCGACAAAAACUUAAUGGUUCUGGGAUAUGUCUGGGGAUAAAUUAAAAUAAAAAAAGAUAUCACUUUUAUACAGCUUGAAAAUUUCAUGAUUUUAGGUGUUAAGCUUUUUUGCAGCAAAACAAAUUGUCACAGAAACAUUCAAAACUGUAGUGGUUGCUCCGGCUUGUACAAUCUUUUAAUAAAAAAAUUUUUCUGUACAAACUAA